GUCUAGGGUUUUCUUCUCUUGGUCGUCGUUGCUGUUCGGCUUCGUUGCGUCGCAGGAGGGGUAGAGAUUGCACGAGUCGCUUCUUCGGCUCCUUUGUCUGUUCGACUUCGCUCCUUCGACGACGUUCCCUUCCUGUCGGAUCUGACGUUACAGCAUUUUGAUUGGAAUCAACGACGAGAGCUCGCUCGCUGUGAAGCUAACUUUCUCCCUUUCGCGCGCUUCUUCGACAAAAUUCCGUAAAUCCGACGAACUACAGGAUUUAGUUAAUACGGGAUUUACGGCAAAAAGAUGGAAGCGGAAAAUUUAUCCAGCCGUGAGAUUUACGGAGCAUAAAUCCUGCUAAAAUCCUACUAAAAUUUUGUUGCCAAACAGCCCCUAAGGUUUUCUUUUCCCCGUCCCAAUUUCUUCCUAGCUUAUUCGGUUUCGCAGGAUGCUUGUUCGCCUCUUUUGACGACGUCGGAUCGGAAGUCACGACGGGAGCUCGCCGCGAAGGUUUUAUCGAGUGAUAUAGCUGCUUUAGAACCUUCAGGCUAGUAUGGAUCCAAAAGUUCAGGCUGUUGAUGUUGAUAGGACGGCUGAUGUUUUGGCACCCGAUAUUGGUUUUAAAGGAGGACUGAGCUUGCCAAAUAAGGAACGUUUGCUGUUCAAGAUCCCAGAGAAAAAAUCAGUCCUGGGUUUGGAUGUAUUAGCUAGCGCUAAAAGGGCAUCCAAAGGUGAUGAAGAAUUCAAAGCUCCUUCAGAAAGAACAAUAUCAGCAGUUACAUAUUUGGAUGAGGAUGAGAAGUCUGGUUCCUAUGGAUCAGAGGAUUUUGGAAGUAAAUUGUCCCUUAGUAGCCGUUCUCAUGCUUCUCGUCACUACCGUGGGACUGUAGCUGAAGAGAAGUUACAAACAAAAUCUGAGCUGAUUGAUGAAGGUAUAGGAGGCUAUGAAUCUCGCACGGAGUUCUCCAGUGAAUCUACAAGUCGGGAUGCAUCCACUUCGGGAAGUUCUAGUAGUUUUCUCACUCAUGGUCGUAUAUACCAUAAGAUGGUGGAUGAACGAAGAAGCAAGGAUGACAAAGAACAUUAUCGAGAAAGAACGGGCAAUAGGAGCUCUACAAGUGAGAAGUAUGCAAUUGAUAGUGAAAAGAAACGCAGAAGACAUGAACAUCCUCCAAGGACGCCAGUUAGAUUUGACUGGGAUGAUAAAAGAAAUGAUUGGGAGGAUACGCCUCGUCGAGAAAGUAGAGAGAGAUAUUCUGUCUCUCAUAGGCCACGACAUGCAUCCCGAUCUCCAAUGCUAGCUGGUGCUUCUCCUGAUGCACGUUUGGUUUCUCCUUAUUUGGGCAGUCAAACGCCCAGAUUUGCAGCUUCUCCUUGGGAUUCUGCUGCACCUUCCCCAGAGCCUAUCCGAGCCUCUGGUGGUUUCUCAAAAAGAGCUUCAGGCUCUCGCCAAGUUGGAAGGUCGCAUCAGCUUUCCUUUUCAGUUGCAUCAAAUUCAGAGGUUACUGAUAAUGACAGAAGUUCUUCAGCUACAGACCAACAUUAUGAGAUCACAGAGGAAAUGUUGCAUGAGAUGAAUUAUGAUGCUGACCGUGCAUGGUAUGACAGGGAAGAACACAACACAAUGUUUGAUUCUUAUAACUCAUCAUUAUUCCAGGGAGAUGAUUUUUCUUUUCAAAAGAAAGAGGCCGAGUUGGCGAAAAGGCUGACUCGAAAGGAUGGAAGCAUGAUGACUUUUGCACAGAGUAAAAAGCUGUCACAAUUAACUGCUGAUAAUGCUCAGUGGGAGGACCGCCAGCUUUUGAGGUCUGGAGCAGUAAGAGGAACGGAAGUUCAAAUGGAGUUUGAAGAUGAGGAUGAGCGGAAGGUUAUUCUUCUCGUUCAUGAUACAAAGCCUCCAUUUCUCGAUGGUAGGGUGGUUUAUACAAAGCAAGCAGAGCCUGUAAUGCCUAUAAAAGAUCCUACAUCAGAUAUGGCUAUAAUUUCACGCAAAGGAUCUUCUUUGGUAAGAGAGAUACACGAGAAGCAGAGCAUGAACAAAUCCCGACAACGGUUUUGGGAGUUAGCUGGGUCAAAACUUGGUGAUAUCCUGGGAGUUCAAAAAACGGCUGAGCAGGUAGAUGCAGAUACUGCUGUUGUUGGAGAACUUGGUGAAGUUGACUUCAAAGAGGAGGCAAAAUUUUCUCAGCAUUUGAAAGAGAAAGGUGAAGCAGUGAGUGAUUUUGCCAAGACAAAAUCAAUUUCUCAACAGAGGCAGUAUCUUCCUAUAUAUUCUGUUCGUGAGGAACUAUUGCAGGUGAUACGAGAAAAUCAGGUAGUGAUUGUUGUUGGAGAAACGGGCUCAGGGAAAACAACACAAUUGACCCAGUAUCUACAUGAAUAUGGAUAUACUACGAAUGGGAUUGUUGGAUGUACUCAACCGAGACGUGUAGCUGCCAUGAGUGUUGCAAAACGAGUUAGUGAGGAGAUGGAUACAGAAUUAGGGGAUAAAGUAGGGUAUGCUAUUCGAUUCGAGGAUGUCACUGGUCCGAACACAGUGAUAAAGUAUAUGACUGAUGGAGUGCUUCUGCGAGAAACUUUGAAAGACUCCGAUCUUGACAAAUACCAUGUUAUAGUAAUGGAUGAAGCACAUGAGAGGUCACUUAGCACAGAUGUGUUGUUUGGCAUACUGAAAAAGGUAGUUGCUCAGCGACGGGACUUAAAGCUCAUCGUGACAUCUGCGACGUUGAAUGCGCAAAAGUUUUCCAACUUCUUUGGAAGUGUUCCUAUAUUCCACAUUCCCGGGAGGACAUUCCCUGUGAACAUUUUGUAUAGUAAAACUCCUAGUGAAGAUUAUGUUGAGGCUGCUGUGAAGCAGGCCAUGACUAUCCACAUAGCCAGCCCUCCAGGCGACAUCCUCAUCUUCAUGACUGGGCAAGAUGAAAUAGAAGCAACCUGUUAUGCUCUUGCUGAACGAAUGGAGCAACUAACCACAUCCACCACGAAGGCAGUUCCCAAGCUAUCCAUUCUUCCUAUCUACUCUCAGCUCCCUGCCGAUCUGCAAGCCAAGAUCUUCCAGAAGGCUGAAGAUGGUGCAAGGAAAUGCAUUGUUGCCACCAACAUUGCAGAGACCUCACUAACAGUGGACGGGAUCUUUUAUGUCAUAGACACAGGCUACGGGAAGAUGAAAGUGUACAACCCUAGGAUGGGCAUGGACGCUCUCCAAGUUUUUCCGGUGAGUCGAGCAGCUGCAGACCAACGAGCAGGGAGAGCCGGCAGGACAGGCCCUGGAACAUGCUAUCGCUUAUAUACAGAGUCUGCAUACCAAAAUGAGAUGUUGGCCACCCCUGUGCCUGAAAUUCAGAGAACCAAUCUUGGUAAUGUGGUGUUGCUGCUCAAGUCCCUGAAGGUUGAGAACCUUUUGGAUUUUGACUUCAUGGAUCCGCCUCCACAGGAGAACAUCCUCAAUUCCAUGUACCAGCUUUGGGUGCUGGGUGCUUUGAACAAUGUUGGAAGCCUCACUGAAAUAGGUUGGAAAAUGGUGGAGUUCCCUCUGGAUCCACCACUUGCAAAGAUGCUGUUGAUGGGCGAGGAAUUAGAAUGCCUCAAUGAAGUCCUGACCAUUGUUUCCAUGCUUUCAGUGCCGUCGGUUUUCUUCCGGCCCAAGGAUCGAGCCGAGGAAAGCGACGCGGCAAGAGAAAAGUUUUUCGUUCCUGAAUCGGAUCACCUAACACUUCUCAAUGUAUAUCAGCAAUGGAAAGCAAACCAGUAUCGAGGAGACUGGUGCAACGACCACUUCUUGCAGGUGAAGGGGCUUCGGAAAGCUAGGGAAGUGAGGUCCCAACUAUUAGACAUACUGAAAACACUGAAGAUUCCUCUUACUUCUUGUGGAAUGGAUUGGGACGUAGUGAGAAAGGCAAUCUGUUCUGCAUAUUUCCAUAAUUCUGCAAGGUUGAAGGGUGUUGGGGAGUAUGUUAAUUGCAGAAAUGGCAUGCCUUGCCAUCUGCAUCCAAGUAGCGCUCUAUAUGGCCUUGGAUACACUCCUGACUACGUAGUUUAUCAUGAACUGGUCCUGACUACUAAAGAAUACAUGCAAUGUGCUACUGCAGUGGAGCCACAGUGGCUUGCAGAAUUGGGACCAAUGUUCUUCUCUAUCAAAGAGUCCGAUACUUCAAUGCUUGAGCAUAAGAAGAGGCAGAAGGAAGAAAAGACUGCAAUGGAGGCAGAGAUGGAGAAUCUACGAAAAGAGCAAGCUGAGUUUCAGAAAACAAGCAAGGAGAAAGAGCGAGAGAAGAGGGCUAAGCACCAGCAGCAGGUGAUAAUGCCUGGCCUUAGAAAGGGUUCGUCAACAUAUCUCAGACCCAAAAAGUUGGGAUUGUAAGUUCAGAUUUUGGCCUGUUGUAUGCUAACAUUCAUGUACAGAUUCAUAUUUAGUUUAUGUUUAAUCAGAGAUGAAUUAUCAAAGAAUUAGAUAUAACAGUUAUGCGAUGGAUGUAAAGCUUGUUAAUAAACUCGUAGGCUUCUUUUGGAGCGGUUUUUUUACCGCUUCUUAAAACAGCUUUUGUACUAAAAAGUUGAUUUAAAAAGCAUUAAGAAAGCCACACCAAACAAAGUCUUAGACCUGCUCAAUUGUCAUUCUUAACCUGGACAGUUCUGUUA
Dendrobium catenatum is the source of this 4620-nucleotide messenger RNA. Its product is annotated as pre-mRNA-splicing factor ATP-dependent RNA helicase DEAH7. Gene Ontology annotation, molecular function: ATP binding; RNA binding. The record is from RefSeq and is a predicted model, not a curated record. Bases 536 to 4342 code for a protein of 1268 amino acids. Gene Ontology annotation, cellular component: spliceosomal complex; intracellular anatomical structure. Gene Ontology annotation, biological process: mRNA splicing, via spliceosome. The transcript is spliced from 17 exons. NCBI's taxonomy places the organism in Eukaryota, Viridiplantae, Streptophyta, Magnoliopsida, Asparagales, Orchidaceae.